GCAAAGGAUAAUCACACCCCUGCAGUUUUCAGUGCAUGGACUUGAUUUUAUUUUUCGCUGCUACCAGAAGUUAAUUCUCCUGAUUAUAAGCAGUCUGUGUGUGGACGGACACCAACGAGAAGAAGCCCUUUAAAAUGUGGAGCAGACGAAAAGUGCUUCUUGCUGCUGCAGUUGUUUUCACAGCGCUCUACUACAGUGUGGCUGCAGAGAAACAACUGUACAUGGCCCAAGAUGCUGUGGACUACCUGUAUGAUAAAUGCCGUAAAGAGGCCAUGGCAAAGUUAAUCCAUUCAGGCGUGUUAAGACAAGAGCUGAACCUCAGUGCAGGUUUCCAGAAAGCAUGGAGCGACCACACCCAGUGUUCCAGGUUGAUCCCAGGAGCCAUCAAAGAACAUAUUGCUGCAUUGUGGGCAUAUGUCGACGGCGAUGAGGACUUUAUAAAAACCUUUAACAACCAAGUGGAGACCAUGGGCAGGAACAUUAGCACCUACGAAAACAACUUCAGUUUUAAGUCGCUCCACUUCCUGCUCAUGGAUUACAUGAUGCUGCAGAAGCCACCGAAUUGUAAGACUGUCUAUACUUUAGCAGAUAAAUCAGUUGAGGCAAAAAACGGCUCAAAAGUGAGACUGGGGAGGUUCACCUUGGCCAACUUGAGUCUGAAGGAAUUGCCAGAUUUGGACGAGGAAGUGGUUUUAAACAUCACGUCUUGCUUCUAUGUCAAACUGGGGAAAAACAUUUGCAAGGAGGAAUCAAGCGAGGUGUUGUUGAGUCCAGCUGAAGAGUUCACAGUGGCGAGCGUAAUGACCAAAAAGGAUCCCGAUUCGCAAUUCACUGAGAUCAUCUUGAAACAUUCAGAUCUGAAGAGCUUGCACAGCUCACACAGCUGCGACAUCUUCUCACGGUCUCCAGCUGUCGUCUCCACCCAUGUGUGGCUUGUGUUGGUGCUCUUGUCUUUGUCUCUUGUCUUCAUUUGUUGAUAGAAUAAAUGAAAAAUAAUCAUUCAAAUGCAAAACACUGCUUUGAUUUUACAGUUAAACAAUGAAAAACUGUUUUGCUGUAAUGCAAUUAAGAUUAUGCAAGCUGCAAAAAUAUUGUCUUUUUUUUAAAUCACUUCUACCACGUUUUAAUCAUUGACUGUAAUAUAAAGAUGGAGGGUGUGUCUUCCAGUCCUCCUACUGUGCAAAGCCAAAAUAUUCCAGAUAUUACAUAUAUAUUCUUACACUGGUGUGGAGCCAGAAUUUAUUGUGGAGUGGAGCUGUGGUAUUGAGGUCUCACAAAUACUCACAUUUGAGCGAUCACAAAUCAGUCUCAGCUGUCUAUCGGGAUGUUUAACCACAUUUUUAUAGCAUCAAAUAACUAAUUACAACCAAACUGGAAAAAUAGCACUUGGACAAACAUCAGUGUGAUGAGAAAUGACAGAAAACAUCUUUGAGAAAAAUGUAUUUAACUUGUAAGGUUCUAUUUUAUGAUGUACAGCCACCAGGGGGCGGUCCAGAUGUUUAAGCCUUACUUUUGAGGUUAAGCAGUCAUGUCAUCCAUCUUUAUAUACAGCCUAUGGUUCUGAACUCAAAUCCUGCUUUUAUGCAAAUCAAGCAAUGUUUACUUCUGCUUCUACUUUCUUUUUUAUUGAUCUGUGUGUUAUGCUUUUAUGAGUGAACGCUCGUUAGAAAGAUGAACCUUUGCAUCACCAGGAUGCUCAAGUCUCAGUUGAUAACAUCAGCUUUGUAAUGGAAAUCUUACAUUUGUGUAUGUAUAAUUGCAUGAGCAGACAUGUAUGUGGAGGACGGACCAAAUGGUUGACCAAAUUGUUAAUCUAAAAGGGCAACUAUAAGGUUUACGAUGGCGGCUUAAGAAACCACAAUUAAUGGUAUCUCAUUGUAUCUCUGAUUGGGAUCUCACACCUGGGGUCUCACAGGGGGGUCAUCCACAGAACAUGUAAACAAAAGGACAGGAUGUCUCCUCCACUGAGUGAAACUACAGGAGGGUAAUGAAUACCUUUGUAUGCUUAGUGGGAGGGGGCUGCGAGUUAUAAGAACAAAGAUUCUCCUAUGUUCUUUGCUCAUUUGUGCAUGUCAUUCAGGUGAUGUGUACUGAUGAGUCCAUCUGCAGAUGGUGAAUUAAACUUACAGAAAGAAGUGUUUGACUUUGUGCUUAUUUAACAGAAAUUGCCACCACAGCUUUUAGACGUAUGAGAUAAAACAAACUGGUUGAACUGCCCUCGUCUUGUUAUAUUUUGACAGGUUGAAAUAAUGGUGGUAGACUCAGUAAGCUGCUCCUUUCAUGUAACAAUAAAGACGUUCAACAAUAUUAAAGAAUGACAAGUAUAAACA
Messenger RNA from Paralichthys olivaceus (Japanese flounder), 2330 nucleotides. RefSeq names its product ecto-ADP-ribosyltransferase 3. Gene Ontology annotation, molecular function: NAD+-protein-arginine ADP-ribosyltransferase activity; NAD+ poly-ADP-ribosyltransferase activity. The record is from RefSeq and is a predicted model, not a curated record. Lineage: Eukaryota; Metazoa; Chordata; Actinopteri; Pleuronectiformes; Paralichthyidae.